Molecule: messenger RNA, 2627 nt
Organism: Manis javanica (Malayan pangolin)
Lineage: Eukaryota; Metazoa; Chordata; Mammalia; Pholidota; Manidae
Source: RefSeq, a predicted model, not a curated record
UUAAAAAGGGAACAGGAAAGAGCUUCCACCCAUCCACAGGGAAGUUUGCACAGCGCGGUAGCCAGAAGUUCGCGCAAACAGACUUCACCUUUCCGGGCCUGAAACCCGUCUCCCAGACUCUCCCGAGGGCCCUGCCGGGGGCGGAGCUCGGUGCCGGAGGCUUACGGGACGCCAGCGCGGGGCAGCGCUGCCCGGCGACGCGUAAAGUUUCUCCAGGUCUCGCCUCCCGCGUCUGACCGUCCGCUCGGGGACUGCGGGACGGAGGCGCCCCAGAACGCGCUCUGCGCUCAGUUCCAUGCGGGAGCCGAGGGGCUGAGACCGCCUGGCGGACGGGAGGAGCGCUUCCGAGCGGCGGGGCCAGGACGCGGAGGACCGCGGGCGCGGGGCCGCCGCCUUCGGAGGGGCCGCAGCGGGUCUGGAGAGGAAGAUGCUCCAGGUGUCGGUGCUGUGUGUGUGCGCAGCCGCCUGGUGCGGCCCGGCUCUGGCGCUGCCUGCGGCCGCCGGGCGGCCGGACGGAGGGAAUUUCCUGGAUGACAGACAAUGGCUCACCACCGUGUCUCAGUACGACCAGGGCGCCGGGCAGUGGAACAAAUUCCGAGACGAAGUAGAGGAUGAUUAUUUCCACACUUGGAGUCCUGGAAAGGCCUUCGAUCGGGUUUUAGAUCCAUCUAAAGAUCCAUGCUUAAAGAUGAAAUGUAGUCGCCACAAAGUAUGCGUCGCGCAAGAUUCUCAGACUGCAGUCUGCGUUAGUCAUCGGAGGCUCACACACAGUAUGAAGGAUGCAGGAAUUGGCCAUAAACCAUGGAGGGGUCCCGUAUCAUCCACCUGCAAGCAGUGCCCGGGGCUCUAUGCCAGCCCUGUCUGUGGUUCAGAUGGUCAUACCUACUCCUCUCAGUGCAAGCUAGAAUAUCAGGCAUGUGUCUUAGGAAAACAGAUCUCAGCCAAAUGUGAAGGGCGUUGCCCAUGUCCUUCAGAUACACCCACGAGUACAAGCAGAAACAUUCUGAGAGCGUGCAGUGGCCUGGAGUUCAGGGAGGUGGCAAACAGAUUGCGGGACUGGUUCAAGGCCCUUCAUGAAGGCAGAAGUCAGAACAAGAAGACAAAGGCACUACUGAGGCCCGAAAGGAGCAGAUUUGACACCAGUAUUUUGCCCAUUUGCAAGGAUUCGCUUGGUUGGAUGUUUAACAGACUUGAUACAAACUAUGACCUGCUGCUGGACCAGUCUGAGCUUGGAAGCAUUUACCUUGAUAAGAACGAACAGUGCACCAAGGCAUUCUUCAAUUCUUGUGACACGUACAAGGACAGUUUGAUAUCUAACAAUGAAUGGUGCUACUGCUUCCAGAGACAGCAAGACCCACCUUGCCAGACGGAGCUCAGCAAUAUUCAGAAGCGACAGGGGAUGAAAAAGUUCCUAGGGCAGUACAUCCCCCUGUGCGAUGAAGAUGGUUACUACAAGCCAACCCAAUGCCAUGGCAGUGUGGGGCAGUGCUGGUGCGUCGACAGAUACGGAAAUGAAGUCGUAGGAUCCAGAACCAGUGGUGGUGCCGACUGUGCUGUUGAUUUUGAGAUCUCUGGAGAUUUUGCGAGCGGAGACUUCCAUGAGUGGGCUGAGGAUGAGGAUGAUGAAGAUGCCCUCAUGAAUGACGAGGACGAGAUCGACGAUGACGAUGAAGACGCAGGGGACGACGACGGUGACGGCGACGACCGUGAUGGCGACAUCUGACCGAUGAGGGCUGAGACCCACCCACCCCACACGAAGCAAAAGGUACCUACUGAGAGGUACCUUCUUGCCCCAAAACAAAAUGAUUCUAAAACUCACAUAUAUUUUGUAUAAUUAUUUCAGAUACUACAGCUAAAAUCAUAGAGCUUUAUGUUUCAAUAAGAGUCAUUUCUUUGAGUUUUUAUAUGCCUUAGAGAAAAAGAAAAUGCAUAUGCAGUCUAACCAGUGCCAGACAAAAGAGAGUUGUGAAGAGCUACUGAUAGAAACGCCCACGUUUUCAUAGGAACAAACUAUGUAAAUCUCCCACAACCCAGUGACAACCAGAGUUUAGGGUCAUAUGCAUUCUUUUUCUGAGAGAUAUUCUAAAUUAAAUUUUCAAUGACUUGUCAAUGACCUGGGUCCCAAGAAUUUUAUAAAAAUAUGCAUGACAUUGCAGUUCAAAGUAGCAUCUUCCCAAACCUAGGCUGAGUUAGAGACAAGCGAGGGGUAUCACAGGGUAAGGAAACAAGGUGACGUCUGCAGAGACCUUCAUUGUGUUUACAUUAAUAGUGAUAUUUUUUUCCAUUAUGAAAUCAUUCUGGAUAUGAGAAGCUAUUUUACAAAAUGCCAAGUAUAGAAAACCAUGGAUUCUGAAAGUUAAAAAUGUAGUUGUCCUUUCUAAUUUUUAUUUUAGUUUGAAUAGUGGUCUUGUGUAGAUUUUUUUUUUUCUUUAAUAUUCUUACGCGGCAUGAUUUCUUUACCUUUAUAGGUUUCUUUGUCCUUCUGACCAGCAACUUAGGGCACAAAGUUUAUAGUAGGAAUACAAAGGGAAAGAUUCAUUUAAACGGUAUUUCCACAGAAAGUUUGUCAUUUGCCCCAAUGUCAAAUUUUUAAUCUCUGAAUUCUUAUUUUAUUUGCUAUUUUAGAU